Molecule: messenger RNA, 2783 nt
Organism: Arabidopsis lyrata subsp. lyrata
Lineage: Eukaryota; Viridiplantae; Streptophyta; Magnoliopsida; Brassicales; Brassicaceae
Exons: 2
Coding region: 276-2408 (710 amino acids)
Molecular function (GO): zinc ion binding
Source: RefSeq, a predicted model, not a curated record
UAAAUUUAGGCGGGAAUAAUCGGAUUUAAAUAUUUUGCUUAGUUUAAGAACGGACUCAAAACAUUAACAGGCUUUAUUCUUUCGGCCCAACUAUUUUGAAAAGCUAUAUUUAUGAAACGGUAUACAGUACUGUUGUCUUCAUCGGUGACCAGUAACAACAUCACCGGACAAAUCGUUAGCGAAGUUGAAAUUACUUCCAUUUCUGAAAGAUUCAAGCUUUUCUCUGCGAUACCCAGUUAGAAAAUCCCCGUUUUUUUCCCAGCUUUGUUGUGCUCAUGGUGAUUGAAACACUCAGAGAAAAGGUUAUGGUUUUUUGUUACUUGAAUGGUUCUAUUAAGUAUGGUGCUGAUGGCGUGUACUAUGAAGGAUCCAUUCUUAAAAAGAUCACGGUUAUGCGAAAGACUUCGUUAAGCACUUUAUUGGAUAGGCUUUAUCAAAUUUUUGGAUUAGAUAAGCAGAGAUCAAAGCUCAAAAUCUUCGGUAGGUACCCUGUAGCUGUAGUUGGUUCACCGGAUCUGUUUACGUAUGCGCAUCUUCCCGUGGUUAACGACACUAGUUUGGAGACUAUGCUUGAGGUACCAAGCCACCAUCCUUCUAUAAACAAUGUGGAUCUCUAUAUGGAAGCUAAACCAACUUCUGAUGACGUUAUUGAUCCUGCUGUUUGUUUGUCGCCGUUGGAAAAUCCCAGUAGUUCCUUGAAAAGACAGAGGACACAACAUGAAAGGAUGGAUACAAUUUCAGGCUCAGAUGGCUGCUUGGUUAAAGUUGUCAAUUCUGGUGUUUUAAAACCGUGUCUUCUGCCUAGACUGUGGAUUGAUGACGAUCAUGACAUGCAUGUAGGACUGUGUUUUAAAGAUAGAGAUGAGCUGAAGAAGGCAGUGGACUGGUGGUCCAUUAAAAGGCGGCGUAAGUGUAUAGUAAGAGAGACUGAGAAGGACAUGUAUAUGUUUGAGUGCGUAAGAUGGAAAUGCAAGUGGUCAUUAUGUGCAGCUAGAAUGGAAAAACACGGGCUUGUUGAGAUAACCAGAAAUACUGCCCCACAUACUUGUAGUCCUAAAGAUUUUGAAGCGAAAUUUUUAGAAGAUGAGAUUGAACGUGUGGUAAGGGUACAUCCCACACUCUCAAUUGCAGAGUUGAAGAACUGGUGGAAAAGAAAAAAUGGCUAUAAGCUUGAAACUGCAGAGAUGAAGGAAGCAAAAAAGAAAGCUAUCAAAAGAGUCUUUGGAGAUGAGGAUCAGAGUUUCAGAGUCAUGCCGAAAUUAAUGUCUGCCUUUCACUCUUCUAAUGGGCUGCUUGUGGACUGGCUAUAUGAUUGUUUUCCUAACCCUGAAUUUGCAUCUUUCCGUGCCGUGUUUUGGGCGUUUUCACAGUCCAUUAAAGGGUUUCAACACUGUCGACCUCUGAUCAUAGUGGAUUCCAAAGACUUGAACGGUAAGUAUCCUAUGAAAUUUAUGAUUGCCUCAGGGGUAGAUGCAGCCAACGAUUUUUUUCCUCUUGCAUUUGCGGUUACUAAAGAACUGUCCACUGAUAUUUGGCGUUGGUUUCUCACUGGAAUCAGAGAGAAGGUUACACAAAGGAAAGGCCUUUGCCUUAUCUCCAGUUCCCACCCUGAUAUACUUACUGUUAUUAACGAAUCCGGGUCUCAGUGGCAAGAACCCUGGGCUUAUCACAGGUUAUGUCUGGAUCAUGUGAGCACCGAAUUCUCUCACAUUUUUUCAGGUGACAACCUGGGGAGUCCUGUGUGGUCUGCUGGAUCCACGAGUCAGAAGGAUGCUUUUGAUUCCUACAUGAAGGAGAUCGAAAAGAGGAACCCAGAAGCUCGGAGAUUGUUAGCCCAAACCCCUCCACAUCAGUGGGCUCUUGCUCACGACAGUGGUCUGAGAUUCGGAGUCAUGGAGUUAGAACCAGAAGAUAUGUUUCCAGUUUGUACAGAUCUUCAGUAUUAUACCACCGCGGAUGUGAUGCUUAUGUUUGAUGAUUUGAGAUCCUCAUUCGGUAAGUCUCUUAGUUCUAGCCGUUGCUCUCUUAACCGAGGCGAAUUGUACACAAAACCUGUCAUGGACAGGUUUGAAGAGUUCAUGACAGAUUCCAUUACUUACGUUAUAACGCCGUUAGAGAGAGAUUCAUUUAAGGUCUCAGAGUCCUCAAAAAAGGAGGAAUGGAUUGUCCAGUUAAACGACUCAACCUGCACGUGUGGGAAGUUUCAAAGUUACAAGUUCCCAUGUCUACACGCUCUAGCAGUUUGUGAGAAGCUCAAAAUCAACCCUUUGCAGUAUGUAGACGACUGUUACUCUGUUGAACGGUGGUGCAAAACUUACGCUGCUACAUUUUCACCUGUUCCAGAAGUUUCAGCUUGGCCAGAAGCUUCAGGAGUUCCAACCUUGUUUCCUCCUAGUCCGCCUAAUUAACUCAUCAGGUAAGUCCUAACACAUAACUAGUAAGAAGAAGAGCUGAAAGUUAGAUGGAUUUGUGUCAAACCAAACCGAGCAUUUUGGUUGAUUAUGCUAGUAACUAUGUAGUAUCUUUUGACUUUAGGUAAGUAGGAUAAGUCCGGUUCCGGUUAUAUAACGGAGACAUGUUAUGUUAUGUGUAUGUGACAAUUAAUCCAGCUUGUUCAUAAGCACUUUUGGUGAUCCCCUAAAAACCAAUAUGAAAAUAGUAUGUCUAUGUGUGUUUUUAGCUUGGUUACAUGUAUAUUUUCUUAAACAAAGUUUCUUAUCUGCAAGGAGGCUUAAUGUGGACAAAUUCAUCCUGUAAAUACUAGUUCUACAAAUUGUACAUAC